Messenger RNA from Vitis vinifera (wine grape), 792 nucleotides. RefSeq lists its product as uncharacterized. The coding region runs from base 1 to 792 and encodes 263 amino acids. NCBI's taxonomy places the organism in Eukaryota, Viridiplantae, Streptophyta, Magnoliopsida, Vitales, Vitaceae. The transcript has 3 exons. The record is from RefSeq and is a predicted model, not a curated record.
AUGGUGAAGACCAGAGGAGGCCUUUCCGCCUCCCCAUCCUCACCGACCCCUCGACCACAGCGAGCUGCCAUGGGAGCCGCACCUUCACCUCCUGUUCAGGCCCCGGCCAUUCCCCCAUCUGAGGGGGAAGUUCCUUCUCAGCGCCGAUACCCCACCCGGAGGCCACCCACGGAACCUGUGCCACCAGCCGAGCAAGCCGCGAGCUCUGUUUCUCGGCCCCCUGCGAAGAGGACCAGGUUCUCGGGUCCUGGAGAGCCAUCCCACGCACCUCAGCCAGAGCCAGCUACAGAGGAACCUCGGAUUCCAGUGGACAUGCCUCCCGAGGCCAUUAUCAGGUGUCCCAUGAUAGCUGGACCGCCGAUUGAGGCCUACUUUGCACCCGAGGGAGCACCAGCUGUGCCUGCACCUCCAGAGCUACCCCGAGAUGAGCAGUUGCCUCAGGCCCAGCAGGAUGAGAUUCUCACUGACACCACACCUCAUGACCUUGCAGCACCCACCUCAGUGCACAUGCCCGAAGGUAUACAUCCUUCUUCUCCUAUCACUGCGGAUGCUCCACCAGUCAUGCUAGCUACUCCAGCUCCUCCUUCUUCACCUGAGCCCACUGUCACCGUUUCUCUUACGGAAUUCAGAAGCUUAAUUCAGCAGCAUCUGAGUAUGCAGGCUCCUCUUGGGCAUGAUAGGUCUGCACCAUCCGAGCCUCUAGUGCCAGAUGAGGAGAGCUUGCCAGCUGAGCAGCCCAUACCAAAGGAGGAGACCAGAGCAGAGCCAUCACAUGACCCCCCUCAUAUCUGA